Messenger RNA from Owenia fusiformis, 2645 nucleotides. Lineage: Eukaryota; Metazoa; Annelida; Polychaeta; Sabellida; Oweniidae. The record is from the annotation of a GenBank genome assembly.
AAACGAUUUACUUGUAGCCAGUAAAAACCCGAACGGACAAAGGUUGGAAAUCAUAAAGAUGAUGGUUUUGAUGAUUUUACCAAUAACUGCCUUGGUUAUAUUGAGCGGUAUAGCCCUGGUUGCCGCCGUAAAAGUGAAUAACACCGCAAGUAACGUCAACGCCGUGAUUGAAUUGAGCAACCAAAUGAGAGAAAUCGUUAAGCAAUUGCAGAUAGAGAGAGGAAUAACUGCAUUAUAUCUCAGUGAAACUUCCGAGGACCUGAAAGCAAAAUCUUAUUUAGAACUGGUCGAGAAACACCGGAAAACCAAUGUUGCUUUAGAUAAGACAACGGGAUGGACAAACACAUACCGUAUUAACAAUAGUGAUUACACCAAAGAACAAUUUAGAUUCGAUUUAGAAAAUUAUCGGAGCCGACUGAGUAUAGAUAGUAUCACAUUUGAACAAAAUAUCGAGUACUAUACGGAUAUCAUUCAGGACCUGAUCGGAGUAACGUCUAUAAAAACUCAACUACCUCAUUCUGAGACACUUUGGCGUAACAUCGUUGCGAAUGAAAUUAUUCUCCGCUUAUCCGAUGUCAUUGGGAUUGAACGGGCCCUUGGUUCGACGUUUUUCGUUGUUUGCGGGUUCAACAGUUCACGUUUCAAAUGGUUCUCAUCCCUGUGCGGCCAAAAGCAGGCGCUCCUGGAGCUUCUUUACAAGAACUAUAAAGAUGGACUUGAGAUUUUUAACAAUGCUCUUGGAGACAGCCCAUUAAUGAGUGAACUUGAAUUAGUUCGGAGGGAUAUUCUGAAUGCAUCGUAUGAUCCUUGUGUGACUCUGUCUUCCAGGGAUUUGCGUCUCGCGUCUUCUAAUUGGUUCUCGAACGUUACAACCUAUAUGGACGCAAUUGGUGCUAUCGGCACCCGCUUAUCUGAGGACAUUAUCUUGGAACUAGCUUCAAUUUCUUCGAUGGCAUCAAGUGAUGUCUGGGCAUAUUCAUGUGCGAUGAUCGUUGUUACGUGCGGUUGUCUCAUUCUGGGUGUCUCAUACUGUCGCAGUUUGUACGAAAUGAACCGAAAGAUCCAAGAUUUCGCCAUUAAAGUAUCAACCAAAUCUGAAGAGCUUCGUUACGAGAAAAAACGUUCCGACAAACUAUUGCAUCAGAUGUUACCUAAACAAAUUGCCGAUCAGCUGAAGUUAAACGAUGAGGUACCCCCUGAGUAUUACGACGCGGCAACAAUUUUUUUCAGUGACAUUGUGGGCUUUACCAAGAUAUCAUCAAUAAGCACCCCGCUACAAGUCGUUGAGUUUUUAAACAGGAUGUACAGCUUGUUUGAUGCGACUAUUGACCGGUAUGACGUAUAUAAAGUGGAAACAAUCGGGGAUUCGUACAUGGUCGUGAGUGGACUGCCUGAGAGAAAUGGAACUGCGCAUGCGUCCGAGAUAUGUUGCCUUGCUCUGGAGUUGCGGACCUCGAUCUCGGAAUUCGUCAUACCCCACAUGCCACUAGAUAAUGUUCAUUUACGUAUUGGAAUAAACUCAGGACCAUGUGUGGCAGGAAUUGUGGGUACAAAGAUGCCUCGGUAUUGUCUGUUCGGUGAUACCGUCAACACAGCGUCAAGAAUGGAGUCUACUGGGAAAGCAAUGAAGAUCCAACUGAGCGAAUCCACCAAGGCUCUCCUGGAUGAAAUAGGGGGAUUCGUGACAGCACCACGAGAUCAAGUAGAAAUAAAGGGUAAAGGCUCAAUGAAUACGCAUUGGCUAGAAGGACACAUUCCAAUACCACAAAAGAGGGUAAAGCGAGCUUCAUUUGUCAAAGAAGAUGUAGGAUUAAGCAUACUCCCUUUGUUGAAUCCAAGUCCAGAUGUCCACGUAAUACAUGCUGAUUACAUGAAUUAAGAGAGAAGAAGCAUGAUCGUAUAUUAAUAAAAAUCGUCAAUACAAUAGAGCGUGUUGGACUCAUUUGCAUUACAGGAGUCAACAAAUUGGUUAUAAUCACUAAAUGUUUAAUUAUCUAUGACUGUCUUAAUUUGGGUUUCAAGCAAACUGUGGGUGCCUUUUUAGCAAUCAAACAGUAAAGUGGGGCUCGAUAACUAUAUGCCCAAAAUAUCUGCGUUUCUAGGCAAAAAUAAACUAAAACGAAAAUCUGAUCAAUUAAUUUAUUUUAGAUUAUAUACAUUUAUAGUUAAUUGAAAUAACAUACUACUGUCAUGCUAUAUAAUUACCAUUACUUAACGCAGCUACACUCAUAAAAUGUACUGUAAACCCUAGGGUUAGGGUUUAUAAUUUAUAAUGAAGAUCCAUUUACAUUUCGUAUACAAACAUUACUAAUCAACUAUUAAUCACAUACCAUCUUUGCGAAAUAAAAUGAUUUUAAAAAUUACAUAUAUUCAGACUAGUUUGCCCAUACUCAAUUAUUCCCUUACCCAUUGAUAUAUUUGAAUUUAUAAUUGUCUUCGCGGAAAAUGACGUCACUUCCGUUUCUGUUCCUCAGAUUUUCAGCAUUAUAUGGCACUACUCCACAGCUGAUAGAAAUGUUUGAUCGAAUUCACGUUUGAUCAGUGACAUCAUCAAUGUUUAUAUUUUAAGAUGUACUUUUAAGAUAUCAUGCCGGACUUUAUGUAUCUUAUAUUUAUAUAAUUUAAUAAACAGUGUGACAAAAUAC